Messenger RNA from Phlebotomus papatasi, 14501 nucleotides. Its product is annotated as protein bric-a-brac 1-like. The transcript has 8 exons. Gene Ontology annotation, biological process: regulation of transcription by RNA polymerase II. Gene Ontology annotation, cellular component: nucleus. The record is from RefSeq and is a predicted model, not a curated record. Lineage: Eukaryota; Metazoa; Arthropoda; Insecta; Diptera; Psychodidae. The coding region runs from base 654 to 3116 and encodes 820 amino acids. Gene Ontology annotation, molecular function: protein binding; DNA binding.
CUCUUUGUCUCUUUUGCACCACCGUCCGCAGCACCCCAUCUCUUUCGCGCCGUCCUCCAUUACAUUCCUGUUUUUGAGUUGAGCAUCGCGAUGCGGGCGUAAUCGCUGGAAUUUUCCUGUGGAAAAGUCGUGAAAAAUUGUGCCUUGCAAGUGCUUGAGUGAUUGAGUGAGGUGAUUAAAGAGUGCCGUGAAGUGCAUUUUGUUUCUGCAACGACGACGCCUACCUGUUUACCUUUUUUUUGCGGUCAAAACAAAUGUCAAUCUUGUAAUGCCAUAAGUGAUAUCUGCCAGAGAAAAUUGACAUGCACAGUCUUCAGUCGCCUUUCCACUAGUUGCAUCCCCUUGUCUCUUCCACAUCUAUCUUCGAGGUUCUUUCGGAGCUAAACACCGCUUAUCCUGAUUUAUGACGCUGAGUGUUCAAAUCAUCUGACAACUGGUGACCAUUUAUUCAUAGUCCCCGAUCCCCCCCUUUGGCCCAAUUGUACUUUUUUAGGUAUAGGUUUCUAGGUUUGCUGGAGUCCUUGUUUUAUUCACAACCCGCACAACCAGACGAAUCCUCAGGUGCUAAAAGAGAUUGGUGUAUCUGAGGUGUUGUUGAUCAAAGAAUCCCUGAGCAUUUUUGAGAUAUAUAUAUAAAAAAAAUAUAAGUGAAGAUGCCAUCUGAAACACCACCCCCUAAAAUCCCAUCACCAAGUGCAAGUGUAUCGGUGUUGGAGCAGCAACAGCGUCCAAAAACCCCAUCAUCAGUGCCACUAGUGUCAUCCACACCAUCCUCAUCUUCCCAAUUGUCCCACCUCAAUCCAAAUUGUCAGCAGGGUCAGCAAACGGGUACCACGACAGCCACCCAACAAGAGCAACAAUCAUUCUCGAGUUUGCCCACCACAUCACAGAAUCACUCUGAGCCACAGCAGUUUUGUCUCAAGUGGAAUAGCUAUCAAUCGAACUUGACGAGUGAAUUUGACCAAUUGCUGCAGAAUGAAUCCUUUGUCGAUGUCACACUCGCCUGCGAUGGUCACUCAAUUAAGGCCCACAAAAUGGUACUGUCCGCAUGCAGUCCCUAUUUCCAGGCACUCUUCUUCGACAAUCCAUGCCAGCAUCCCAUUAUUAUUAUGAAAGAGGUAAAAUGGCCAGAACUCAAGGCUGUUGUUGAGUAUAUGUACAAAGGGGAGAUAAAUGUGAGUCAGGAUCAGAUAGCACCCCUAUUGAGGGUUGCUCAGAUGCUCAAAAUUCGCGGUUUGGCUGAUGUCAAUGGUGAUCAAGAUGUCAAUACAUCGGCAAGUUCUGGGGCAUCGGGUUCGGCAAAUGGUGGCAGCCAAUCUGGAAGUGGUGCAGGUGGUGGCAAAACGGAUAGCAUUAAUGUGAAGAAGCCACGUCUUGCGCGUGAUUUUGACGUCCACGAACGUAGUAGCAAUAAUGGUGCCGGCGGUGCAUCUAGUAGUUCAAGUGGUGGGCAAAGUAGUCGCGAUGGUGGUGAAAAUUUGACAACUACCGCGAGGAGUGGCAGAAAGAGACGUUGGCUAACUGGGGAGAAUCAGACAGGUGCCGGAAGUCCCGUAGACACCUCUACACCUGACAAUUUGGAACCACCAUCUCCCAUUCCCAUACAAAAUCAUCCAAGUUCAAGCAUUACCCACCCACCAACAUCUACCCCAACACCAUCUAUGCCAUUUCCCGUUCCACCCCAUCUAGACACCAUGGGGUUGUCGUCUUUGGCGCUCAACAAUCCAGACGACAUGGAAAUCAAGCCGGGAAUAGCCGAAAUGAUACGCGAGGAAGAAAGGUACCCCAUUAAACGAAAGGCGAAACUCUUGGAAAAUUCACAUGCUUGGUUAGGUGCUUCAACGUCCUCAAUUGCAGAUAGCUACCAGUAUCAGUUGCAGUCGAUGUGGCAAAAGUGCUGGAACACCAAUCAGAACAUCAUCCACCAUUUGAGAUUCCGGGAACGAGGACCACUCAAGUCCUGGCGUCCCGAGACCAUGGCAGAGGCUAUUUUUAGUGUUCUGAAGGAGGGUCUGUCCCUAUCGCAGGCCGCUCGCAAGUACGACAUCCCCUAUCCCACGUUCGUCCUCUACGCAAAUCGUGUCCACAAUAUGCUCGGGCCCUCAAUCGAUGGGGGCACCGAUCUGCGUCCCAAGGGCCGGGGCCGUCCACAGCGCAUCUUGUUGGGCAUCUGGCCAGAUGAUCACAUUCGCGGGGUCAUCAAGACUGUUGUCUUUCGCGACGCAAAAGAACUGAAGGACGAAUCAAUACCAAUGGGAUACGGACGACAUUCGGAGGGCGCCCUCAAUUACUCUGGCAGUCCCUGUACCAAUGGACUUGGACCCCAGGCUCCACCUGUAACAGGUCCUGAGUCCAUGUCGCCAGACGCCGCGGCGGCUGCUGCUGUAGCCGCCGUUGCCCAUGGCAUUCGUCAGCAGAUUCAAAUGGCUGCUGCUGCCCAGCACCAUCCUGAUGCGGCCAAUCUCGUGGCGGCAGGAGGCUUCAAUCUACCGGCCCACCUCAACAUCCACCCCAAUAACGGAGGCUCAGCUAGUAGCAUCCCAAUGCCCAAACUCGGCUCCCCGGCAACUCCAGGGCAACUGAGCAGUGGGAAUGGAAGUGGUGCAAUCCCCAUGCCACGCCACGGAUCACCAGCAUUGGCAGGUGGAGCUGGUCAUGGCCUAGCGGCUCUGACGGGUCUCCAUGGUCUACCAGGACUGCCCAGUGUUUCAGUGUCCACAACCAGGGAGACUGUGACGAGUAGUGGUCCAGCUUCGAGUGGCACUGGAUCUCAGGGCCAUAUGUCCUCUCCAUUGGGCGGCGGAGGGCUCAAUAUUACUCGCCUGGCGUCACCAGGUUCUGCCCACGAUCUCCGCAUGGCCAGUCCCGAUGACAACUCCCUCAAUUCCUCCCUGGAGAUGGCCCUCGAGCCGGCCGUAAAUUUGGCCGUCGGCGUCAGCGGUAUGUCCUACAAGUCCCGUGGUUACACUUCACCACGACAGGACAACCUCUUCCAAGAGGACAUUUCUGACAUUGUGGGUGCCCCACGAUCCUGCCCAUCACGCCUCAGUGGCGGCUUCAAGGAGUCCGGGGGCGUUAUCAAGUUGGAGCCAGUGGCUGAAUGCAGGAGUGAGUGAAACGUGGCUGAUGAGGAUGAACUCGCAGGAUUUGACCCCACUGGACUAUUCCCAUUCUAAAUCCCCCUUUGAAAUCCCUCCUUGAGUGUUUUUGCUUAAACGUUCUCGGAUGUCUUUCCUUUGCGUGGCAGAGUUGUAAAGUUUGUAGAUAGGAGAUAAAGAUUUUUCGAAAUAUCCUCAAUUUAUUGAGUUGCAACAAUUGCAAUAUGGAAGAUUUUCAGUAUUGAACAGGAUUCCAGUGAGUACUUUUAUUUUUUUUAAAGUUUUUUUUUAAGAUUUUUUUUCUUGAAAAUUCUUGAAUUAUUUACGUGGAAAAAUUAAGCCUAAUCUUAUGAUUGUUUACUUGAAAAAGAAAUAUCAUUUGAUUUUAUAAGAAAAUGCAACUCCAAGACAGAUUUUUACAGCAAUUCUAACCUCAAAUUUUCCAUAUUUUCUCUAUUGAAUGUUGAACGAUAUUGAAACUGAUUCUACUUUUGUCAACAUGAAAAAUUUACACUAUCUAAAUGGCAUUGAUUUGGAUUAAUUCUGCCGUUUGGUCCCAAGAAUUUCAAAAUGCAUGAAAAGAUAUUUAGAGCCUACAAAUACAGUAGAUUCUCGCUCAAUCGGCUCUUUUUCAAUCGGGCGAAAAAUUUUGUUGACAAUUUUCACAAUUAAUUAUGAAGCUAAUUUGCUCAAAUUCGCUGUAGUUCUUCCUAUUUUAUCGUGAUUCUUUAUAAUUGAACGCUUUUUGUGGAAUUUACAAAGGCUUUGACGCCCAAACCUAUCGAUAAACCGGAUGACAUUUCGCCCCAAAUGCCCAUUUGAGAGAGAGUCUACUGUAACAUAUAUUUAACCUCACAAAAAAACAUUCUGGUUGUUACUUACGAUAUAAAAUAACCAAAUUAUGUUGGUUCUUUGAAAUAGGAAUAUUCUAAUCCAAAUAUAAUACAACACUGUGAAGAACUUCAUUUUCAUUCCGAAAAGGAACUAGACGUAGGAGAAAUUUCCCAUGAUUUACACGGUCCCAAGCUUCAUAAUUGCUAAAUUUUUUCCUGUUUCUGAAUAAAUAUGACUGCAAUAUAUUUUAAAAACAGGACACUGUCCCCUAGUUUUUAAAAUAUGGGUACGACGAGUCACAUUUAUUGAAAAACGUAGAAAAUAUUUAGUCAUUAUGAAGUUUGGGACCGUGUGUAAAGCAUGGGCACUUUCCCCUACUGCCAUCCAUUGUCGAGUUUAAUAAAUUGUGAAUGGAACAUUAAUGGCACUUUUUACGUCAUUGAAAAUUAAACAUCUGUCACAUUCACAAUUUCGACCCUCCUCUUUAUUUGAUGAUCCAGAGGAAACAGGAAUGGAGAAAGGCCAUUGUAGAGGGUAUCUCCUCGAGAAAAUCCCUUGUGAGAGUGUGGCCUAUAUACGUACUUGCUUACAACCUCAUCUUGCUUGUUCCCAAACUAUCUGAUUCUAUGAAUAAGAUGAAUAAUACUAUGAAUUCGAGUCUCAAAAGAAAGAUGGUUGAAAGAGAAAGAUGCCACAAACGGGUUGAUUUUUACUUCUUAGUGGAGGAGGACCUACCAACAUACCAUAAAAAUCAUCAUUGAGGGAUUGCUUUUGGGAAAAUGAACUAAUACCAAAGUACACCACUCCAUGUUCUUGUAUACGAAAAGACAUAGAGGCUAUUUACACCGCCGCAUUAGAUUGAGAUUGAACUAUCUCAAAAUCGGAUUUUGGGAGAAUUCGGUCUCAAUUUAAUGCGGCAAUGUACAUGGCAUCAAUGAAACCGUUUAGAUUGCUAGCUUAACUCAAAAUUAAACUGUUCCAGGAUCUGAUUUUGGGACAUUUCAAUCUCAAUCCAAUGCUGCGAUGUAAAUGGCCUCAUAUUUAAACUCGGUCACACUUUAACCUUUAUGAAUAACAUUACACGGUCAGUAAUAUCACUAAAGUUAAUUCUUCCUUUCAAGAUUAAGCUGAAAAUGCAAGAAAUUUUUAAAUUCAAAGUGACAGUAUUAUGAUUAUCGGAUAGCAGAAGUUCAAUCGAGUAUUUAAUUAUAUUCUUUUCGCUCGAAAUUCUUGUUUUGGGAAGAGAAGAUAUUUUCUACAUUCUAAGUUGAUCCUGGUACGAUCAAUGAACUCUGCUUUUUAAUUUAAAUGAAUGUCGUUUUUAACACAUUCUGAAGAAAUUUGUUAAUGCCCUAUAGGGGAUUCAAACCCGGAACACUUUUAACAUAGAGCAAACAUUCUGAGUUAAUUCGACUUCGUAGCUUUACUCAUAAUCAAGUUUAUAGCAAAAUCAUUUGAAUUCUUCAACCUAAAUUCAGGUGGAAAUAGAGAAAUUAAAAAAAGUAUAUACCUUAAUUAUUGACUCAAAAUUAUAAGGAAAAAGACCGCCGUGAAUACAAUUCAAUAAGGAGACCAGUUUCUUAGGCUGCAAUGUGAGGUUAUUUUAUGAAACUACUGCCAAUUAAAUAGUUUAUACUAUAUUAUCUUCUAAUACAUUCUCAGUUACUGUCAAGGCUUAUAAUAUAUUUAAACCUGUCGUCCAUCUGCCGAUUGACCGAAAAACGAUUAGCGAAGACCGAGAAAACCAAAAAUUGCAUUGUGAAACUCGGGAAACGAGAAACGAGUUACAUCUUGAUAUCAGUAAAACAUGGACUCCGUAGCUCUUAUCAGAAAUUAUGCUAACUGACAACUUUCCAGACUAAUAUUAUUUUUAAUUGUUUUUUUUUUUAUGUAAACAGCAAAUUUUAAACGUUUUUUUUAAUUACCAAUAUUGGAAAAAACAAUUCUCUCUGUCCUAAAAAAAAUCGUACGUUUGGGAUGAAGAAACUAUUUUAAAUAUUUUAAAUAUAUUCAUAUAUAAAGCACUGCAGAACAUAAAUAAUUUACGUUAACCCUUUAACGACGAGACAGUUUUCACUGAGUAUAAAUCAGCCAUAAAAAUGAAGCCGAUAAACAAAAUCAGUAAAAGGUCUCACAUCUAACCUUAGGAAAUCCAACAAAAUCUGAUUUGGUGUAUUUUUUCUCUUUAUAAACGAUAGGGACAAAGAUAGCCCAAAAAUUUAUGUAAUUUUUCUGACUAUACCAAUGACUAAAUUUUCACUCUAAUGAAAAAUAUUAUGUUUGAGUAUUGUAGUUUCUUUUUUCGCAAACGGUUUUGCUUAUAAAACAUUGGAAGUAUAAAAAAUAAUUAAAUUCAAUUUUCAACAUGAGAAUUUAAAAAUUCGUCAUUUUUUAUCUUAAAAAUUUACUGUAAUUGUAAAUAGCUGGAGACUUGCAAAAAAUAUCCUAGAUACCUUCAACCUUCUACUUUACAUACAAACAUAAGAUAAAAAUAACUUCAGGUAGUCAGGAAAAAAUAUUUUCUUUAUGAGACACCGGUGUUCCAAUCGUCCUUAAAGAGUUAAGAGAACCUUUAUAUACUCAACGAUUUUAUCCUGAAAAACAACUUUUAACCCUUUACGAGUGGGACACCGGUGUCCCACUCGUCCUUAAAGAGUUAUCGAGUAAUUUCUUUUCCAAAUGUACAAUUUUUUUUUGACAAAAGGAGUAAUAAACUCUUAAUUCGUUCAAGAAAAUACUUAAAAAGUAGAUUUUUCUACCAAAAUAUAAGUAUUUUCCCCAAGAAUAAAAAAAUAUAACAGUUAGCAUAGUUUAUAAUACAAGCAACGACAACCAAAAAGUUUUCUUUCAAUUCAAAAGUAUGUCAAAUUCUAACUUUAAAAUAUUUCAAUCUUUUGAUAAAACUUAAAAACAAAGAGCCUAAUUGUGGUAAAAUUUAUAACAUGAAAAUUUUUAUCUCUUAUCUAGAAAAUUCUACAACUCUGUUAGCAAAGCAAAGAUAGCCGAUUGUAAGAAUUCAAGCUUCAUAAACGCUUUCUGUCUUGCUAAAAUAUUUUAUGAAGUAUCAAUGUUGAAAAAAAACAGCUCACAAUCUGCCUGUGCAUUUAAAAAAAAAACUCCCUAUCCCUCUGAAAAUCCUAUUUAAAACAAAAACAAUUCCUUUUCUAACCCGGAAAAUAGUUGGAUAAAUCACUCAAGCACUUAAUGCGAUGUGCAAUAGUCGCCUAAUUGAAUUUCUCUCAAUUAAACACCUUCUUUUCUCAGCAUUUUUGACUAUGCUGAAAGGCCAAGAUUCCACAAAAAAAAAGGAAUAAGAAAUGAUAAAUCGUGUGCAAUACUAAUUGAGAGAGCGAGAAAGAAUUUUAAGAGGAAGGUUGAAAGAAAGAGAAGCUUAAACGUGAUGAGUUCAAAAUUGCGUCUCAAUUUCAAUUGAAGCCCCCACAGCGGUUAAAUAAGUAACGAUUUUGAAAAAAAGUAAAAUUUUUAAAAGACAUUCCUUUUGAGGUUUAUUUACCGUCUCAUUUGUCUUUAAGGUAAGUUUAUCAGUUGAAUUUAUUUUAUUUGUGCAUUUUCAUUUUAAUUCGUCGUAAAGCAUUUAAAUAAAAAUAAUAACUGAUAAAUAGAAGCAAAAACCAAUCAAUGUACAAAAGAUUAAAAAAAAGAAUGUCGUGGAAAUCAAGAAAGAAAAAAUGUUUUAAAUAAAAAAAAACAAGAUUUGGAAAUAGAAAUUUCAAAUUGCCUUCUAAUUGUGACACAAUCUCACUUUAUCGAGUAUUUUGUAGGAAAUGAAGUAACAAGCGAAUGGCGGAGAAAAAAAUAAAAUUAUUAAAUUUAAAAAAAAAUGAAGAGGAAUCAUCUAGGACAAAUAAAGAAAAGAAAUUAAAAAAAAACCUUUUGGGAUAAUUAUAAAAAAAACUAAAUUGUAAACGUUGAGGACAACAAAAUUAGAUGAAUAUUGUAAGUGGCCACUUUUUGGGACUGAAUAACUUUUUUGGCAAAAAAACAAAAUGAAUAUGAAAUAUGUAUAAAUUUUAGGCAAAAAAAACUGCAUAAAGAUUGACGACUUUCGGUGAGGGAGACAAAAAUCUCAUGAGGGAUCAGCUGUUUUUUUGGCGGGAAAAAGCUUUCUGAAAAAUUUUUAAUCCUCUUUGUUGUUAAAUUUUUUAAAUCCUCAAUAUCUCUCCGGAGUCCCUUUGAGUGCCUGACUUUUGCGAUGGAAAAGUAAAUUUUAGGAAAGUAAAAGAAAAAAAACGUUUUCCGUGUAUAUACGCGCCUUUUUGGAAACAUUAUGAAUAAUAGAAAAAUAAAUAAAUUACUGAGAUAAUUAAUUCUAAAAGAGAGUCUGGAAAAAAGAUAUUUUAAUAAAGAGAAAAAAAGAAUCAUUAGAUAAAAAUUAUUGUACAUAGAGAAUAUGAAUUUUUUAGGAAAAAAAAACAAAGUUUAUUCAAAAUUUAUCACACUUUCCAUCGCAGGAUCUCAAAGGUCUUCCGGCAGAUUUUAUGGGAUUGACUAAUAAAAAAAAUCUUGGCCAAUGUGUUCAAAAAGAAUAAUAAAAAGAAAUUAUGUAAAAUAAAAAUUCGUCAAGUAGAAAAGUGCCUUCCAGAUCUUUCCGGUAAAAUUUAUCCUCUUUUAAAAUUGUUUGUGAUAUUAAAUGAAAAACUAAAUCCAAAAUUGUUUUUUCUACUUAUGCCUGUGUCUCAUGAGAUUUCUUCUUUUUGCUACAAAAAAUAAAUUUAAUAAAAAAAAAUAUUAAAUAAAAAUACUCGUGGAAAUUGAAGAAAAAAUCCCUCCCCCGAAAGAGUCAUCAAAAUUUUGUACAUUAUUAAAUAUUUUUAGGAAAAUUAUUAAAUGCAAAAUUUAUCAAAAACAAAAAGAUAAAAAAAACACAUGAAAUCUACACAAAAUUAAAGAGAUAAAAGAAAAUUAUUGUAAAGUUUAGGGGAUUGUGUCGAUGACCAGAGAAAAGUGAAAAAUUUAUUUGGUGAACAAAAAAAAAUGAAGAAAAUUUAUUAUAUUAUUAAUAUUUACGUAUUUUAGAACAAAAAGAAAAGGAAAAACAAAGAUGAAUCAAGUUGAGCGAAAAUGGUUGGUAUUUGUUAGUUUUUCUGUUGAUACUAAUUUUUAGUGACACCUUUUUGUGAAAAAGGAUAAAAAAAACAAGAGGAUAUGUGAAUUUUUGGAAAAAUGUGUGACGCAAUUAUUUUCAUAUCUUUAUACUUGAGAUGAAAGAGAGAGAGAGCGAGAGAAAGAAAGAGAAAAAGGACGUGGAAAAGAUUUAAAUUAAAAUAUUCAUAAUGAUAAUCAUGAUUAGAACAACUAUCCAAGAGUAUUGUUAGUGUUUUCUCUUUUUAUUUUCUUAAUUUUUCCCCCCAAAUAGCGCGGAGAAAUAACUAUUUAUUUAUUUUUUCCCUUCUAAAGGGCUGCGCACGAAGCUUUUUUAUGGUUGAACAAUUUUUUUGAGACUGCGUGAAGUAAACCAACAUUGACAAUUUACGUAAAAACUACUACAAAAUUUAUAACAAACUGCUAUAAAUUUUAAUGGGUGGAUUAAAAUAUAUUUAAGUGAAAUGAAUAGUAAACAGGCGAGAUUUCUUACAAAAAUCGUGAAAUUAGGCGUUUUUUUGCAUAAAAUUCGCCAAUAUCAUGAGGUUUCCUGAACAAGAAUUACCGUAAGAUUUUGCAUAAAAGUAGUCACAUUGAAAAGAUUCUUGCACAAAGAUUGCCAGAUCGCAUGGUUUCUUGGACAAAGAUUGCCAGAUUGCGAGAAUUAUUGCUCAAAAAUUGCCAGAAGGCGUGUUUCUUCCACAAAGAUUACCAGAUCGCAAAUAUUCUUACACAAAAUUUGCCAGAUCGCGUGUUUUUUGAACAAUGAUUGUGCAAUUGCGAGAAUCUUCAAACCAAAAUUUCCAGAUUGCAAGAAUUGUUGUACUAUAAAAGUUUGUUUGAAAGGAUUCUUGCACAAGGGUUGCCUAAUCGCGAGGAUCCUUGCACAAAAAUUGCCAGAUUGCAAAAAAAAUCUUCCACAAAUAUUUUCCAAAUCGCAUGGUUUCUUAUGGUGUCUACACAAUAGAACAGACCGUGCUUAUUAAAAGUCGCAGAUUAACGUGCUGGCAACACUAAUCCCUCAUUCACGGUGCCAUUAUGAAUAUUUUUGCCCCAAAAAGACAUAAUAGAAAGAAAAACUCUCAUAAAAAUAAGUUGUCUUCUUGAUAUCUUUGUCGGAAGACGAAUAACUGUUCACUAAACACCCUCUUACUUGAAUCUUGCGGCAAUAUGAAGAAAUUUAAAGAAAAUAUCAUUUCAAAUGACAAACUUCCUAAAUCGCGCGCAAACUCGAGAGAGAGAUAGAGACACAAAUAACUCACUUGACAAACGUCUGGCGGCGCUGCGAUUGCAAAAAAUCUCUGAAAUGCGACAAAAUAUUUUCUUCUCUAUUUUAUCCUUAUUAGCAGGUCGUGUCCCUUCUUGUAAUACGUACUUUUGCAUUCCUUAUUAACCAAAAUAGUGUUGUACAAAAGGAUUUUUCUCAAACUUAUCCUGAAUUUUGGGACAGCUCAAAAGAAUAUGAGUCUUCUAUCUCAAAAUUUCAUCCCAAUGUUUUUGUUGUAAUAUCGACAAGUAUUUACAAUUAACCCAAAUAGAUGUAUUCAACUAAAUUAUAAAAAGUAUUUUUUUGUGAAACUGACUUAACUUCAAGGAUUUAAACAAUUUUCACAUUAGAAACCUCCCAUUUUCUCUACGUGAAUUUUCGCGACAUUUCGAAGAAUCCCAACUGGCACCACCAGCACCACCAAAUUCACUUCGGCUAUUAUUUUAGCUCAGGCGUGCACUAGAAGCAAUUUUCGUCAAAAAUUGCUUUUUAAAAAAAAAUCUUACGUUUCUGCCUACAAGGACAGGGGAAAUUUUCUUUAAAAAGGCAUUAGUAGAGGCCAUUAAACAAAGAUUGUCCAAUUGCGAGGAUUCUUUCAUAAAAGUUGCCAGAUUGCGAGGAUCUUCGCACAAAGAUUGCCAGAUCGCAAGAAUUCUAAGACAGGGGUUGCCAGAUUGCCUGACUCUUCAUACAAGGAUUAUCCAACUUGCGAGAAUUCGUGCUCAAAGAUUGCUAAAUUCCGAGGACUUCUUCACAAAAAUUACCAGAAAUCGUAGUUUUUUGAACAAGGAAUAUUCAAUUGCGAGGAUUCUCGCAAAAAAAUGCCCAAUUCUGAGCAUUCUUGCACAAAGAUUACCCAAUUUUAAGGAUUAACAAAGAUUACCAGAUUGCAAGAAUUGUUGCACAAAGAUUUACAAAUCGCGUGGCUUUAUUAUCUGGCAUAAUGAUUUCCAGAUUGCGAGAGUCAUUGCACAAAUAUUGCCAGAUCCCAUAGUUUCUAGAACAAGAAUUAUCCAAGUUCGAUAUUUUUUCCAAAAUUUGCCAGAUUGCAAGAAUUGUUGUAGAAGAAAUGUCAGAUUGCGAGAAUUCUUGAACAAACAUUGCCAGAUCACGAGGAUUAUUACACAGGGGUUGCCUGAUUGCGUAACCUUUUAAACCAGGGAUGCGCAAGAACCGUUUCAAACCGAAUAAACGUCAAAAUGAGUUUGUUCAGAUAGCGUUAUGUCCAUUGGCGUACGAGUUUCAUUUGACACUUUUUCGUUUUCAAACGGUUCUUGCACACCUCUGUUUUAAACAAAUAUUGUCUAAUUGCGAGAACUGUUGUAAUUUUUUUCUGAACAAUUCUAUUUUCCCAACAACAAUUUCAGAUUUCUACAGCGGAAUAAGUUUUGGCUACAAUAAAAAUUAACAAAACGUCAGUCCUAUCCGAGAAUACCCCAAAAUUAAAGAAAAAUUACAUUUCAAAGCCUAUCUGCUUUUCCUACACAAAUUCCUAUGUCCUUGACCUAAUCAUUUUCCUUUGAAUCCUAAUAAAUUGCAAUAUGAUUAGCUAGAUAUUAAAAAAUAAUUCCUUUUAUUUUACUUACAAAAUUUUCGUCUUGUCUAAUGCAGACUCAAAAUGGCGAAUGCCUAUAUCUAUUCCAAAUAACCCUUCCCAAUUCUAAUAGACCUUUCCAAUGGAAUUCAAAAUUAUUUAAAAUCCUAACUGACAGCCUUUUCUUUUUAAAAUUAAUUUAAUUACCAACAAGAACUUUUAUCCUAAAAUUGAUAGAUUGUGAGGAUUUCCCAACUGCGAGCGUUCUUGCUCCAAGAUUGCUAAAUCUCGAGGAUUUUUGCAGAAAAAUUACCAGAAAGCAUAGUCUCUUAAAUAAGGAUUACCCAAUUGCGAGAAUUCUUGAAGAAGGAUUGCCAAAUAGCAAGGAUUCUUGGGCAAAGAUUGACAAAUCACGUGAUUUCUUGAACCAGGACUAUCCAAUUGCAAGAAUUCUUGCACAAGGCUUGCUAGAUCGUAUGGAUUCCUGAACAAAAAUUGCCUAAUUGCGGGAAUUCUUGUACAAAAAUUACUUAAUUGCGAGAAUUUUUGUACAGGAUUGCCAGAUUGCUAGAAUUUUUGUACAAGAAGUACCAGAUUGCGAGAAUUCCUUCACAAAGAUUGCCAGAUCGCAUGGUUUCUUGAACAAGUAUUGCCAGAUUCCAAUUUUUUUCACAAACUUUCACAAACAAUGACAAAUUUCUGUUACAAAAAUCUGUCUUUGUUACAAAAACUGCAAGAAAGCAAGUAAAAUAGAAGAUUUGUAAACCAGAAAUAAAGCUCCGUGCUAUGCCUUUAAGAAAAAUAUUUAUUUACGUGCUUUUCUUCCUCUUUAACAAAAAAAAAACAACCUUUUUUUCAUAGGAGAAAAAGCAAAACAGCAAGAAAAGACGUUUAAUAGAUGGAAAUUAUCACAAAAAAAAAUUCAAAAUAAAAUAAACAGAGACAUAAUAAAUUCUUACGGUAUACCAAUAGUGUAUGACUAAUUUGAAAUUAUUAAUCAUAUAUUUAGAGAAAAAAGAAAGAUGAGAUGAGAGAGAAAAUAAUUAAAUAAAAUUGAUGUUAGUACGAGAACCACAGAAUACUAAAAAAAAAAAAAAAAAACAAGAAAGAGCAUUAAAAACAUGUGAAUUAAUAAUUCCUUCCCCAUUCUCAAACACCCCCAUAUUGAAUAAAUGAAAUAUGGAUGCAAGCAAAACAAAAUAGAAAAAAUAUUACGUCUUAUUAAACUAAACACUAAAAAAAAUAUUUAAAAAAAGAAAAUUCCAUUUCCCAACAGCAAAAAAGAUACAAUAAAAAAGAACACAGAUUUCUUAACACACAUAAACCCUGGAAAAUCUUUUUUGUUUUAGUAAAUUGUCUUUUAGCUUUUACUUGGAUAACGAGAAAGGUGUAACUAAUUUCUUUUUGUAUUUAUUGUCUUAAUAAUUUUUUUUCAAAUGUAAACACUUCCAGAGCCAAAGAAAAAGAGCAAGUGAAUUUACAAGAAUGAGAGAUAACAGCAAUUUAUUUAAUAAUUUUAUAAUUAAAGAAAAAAUAAUCCUGGAUAUUAGGAAAGAAAAGCAUAAUAUUCAUCCUAUUUUCCCUUCAGUUCAAUUUAAUGGCAAGGAAAAAGGUUUUUUGAGAAAGUAAAAUAUUAAGAAAAAAAGAAUGUAUUCUAAUUUGUAAGUAUAUAUUUAAUUGUAAAUACUGAUAUUAUUUAAAAAAGUGAAGAAUUUACCUUUUUAAUUGUCGUAAAUGGAAAAAAAAGAUGAAUCCGUGCAAAUACACACCGUAUAUUAUACACAAAACAAGAAAAAAAUACACAUUAUUUAAUUAAUCCUAUGAAAUAAAAAAAAUACAUGAAGAUUUAAUCAGAAUUUUUAAGAGUAUAAUGAAGAAAAACCAAGUGAAAACAUAGAUUCAGUGCAUGAAUGAAGCUUAAUUAAUGACAUAAUAAGUAAAAUGAAAAAUUAAAAUAAAUAAUCUACAAAAAAAAAUAUUGCAUAAACAGAUUAAUUACACAAGAUAAUUUUUUUUCAAUAAACAAUUUAAUUUAUUGACAAAUGAUAAUAGGAAAAAAAUCACUCUCGCAAUGGAGACAUGAUAACCCAUUUUAUUUACAAACCCUCAAUUGAAUUCAUUUCCCCAAACUUCUCCCCCUUAAAAAAAAAACAAAUCAAUUGAGAAAAAUGUACAAUUUUAUUUUAGUAAUACUUUUUACCUGUUAAUGCGAUGAGAUAUUAAUUUUAAAUGUUGCAUAAAUUACCCAUCAUAAUUAUUCUCUACUUAUAAUUAUUCUUAUUGUGUAAUUUUCAAGAUAAAACAAGAGUAAACAUUGUGUAGGUACAAAAAAAAAAGAAAACGUGAAAGAGAACAAAUAUUCUUAAAGUGAAAAAAAAUCUAGCUAAACAGCAUUUACCUUUAAAGAAAAAAAAUAUGUGUAUGUGUAUAAAAAAACAUAUUGGAUUAUGAAAAUUAAGUUAAAUUACUGUAUAAUUUCAUUUUCCUAGAAUUGUUUUUAUUAUUUUUUCCCAUUGAUAAUGAAAAAAAAGCAAACAACAAUAUUGUGAGCAGUUGAAAAAUAUAAUGGAAAAAAUGAUUUUUUUUAGUAAUCAAAUAAGUUUGGCUUCAUUGUCACCGUGUACCAUUGUAUGGGAUAUAAAAAAUAUAAUAGUUGCAUAAUAAA